UACAAAACUACCCUCUCCUGCCACGUCAUCGUAUCAAAUGGAUUAACCUUCCACCUGGUCCAAUAACAAGCCAGUAUCCCCCAACACCUAGCCAAUAAUAAUCAGCAUAUGGAUAUCGCCCCUAAAAAUCUCCUCCAUAUUUAGUCACCAGUCACCACCACCAUCAUUCAUCCACAACCACAACCACCACCACCACCACUAAAAUCCUCCAUUUCCAUUUCCAGAUUCAUACAUUCUUCUGGGAAUGGCUUCCCAUACAUUAAUGAGCUGCGGCAUCCCCGCCGUUGGCCGCCCCUCGCUUCUCUCCUCUUCCAAAUCAAGAUUCGCGACUGCUGUGCCACUUUCCGGAGUUACCACCAACGCAUCUCGGAUUUCCAUGUCCGCCGAGUGGAUGCCCGGACAACCACGACCACCGUACCUUGACGGAUCUGCACCUGGUGAUUUUGGGUUUGACCCACUUGGUCUUGGUGAGGUCCCAGAGAACCUUGAAAGGUUCAAAGAGUCGGAGCUCAUUCACUGCAGAUGGGCUAUGCUUGCAGUACCUGGGAUUUUGUUACCCGAAGCAUUAGGAUUGGGCAAUUGGGUAAAAGCACAAGAAUGGGCAGCCCUGCCCGGCGGGCAAGCAACAUACCUAGGGAACCCGGUGCCAUGGGGUACCCUACCCACAAUCUUGGCUAUCGAAUUCAUCUCCAUUGCAUUCGUAGAACACCAAAGGAGUAUGGAAAAAGACACGGAAAAGAAGAAGUACCCCGGUGGUGCUUUUGACCCAUUAGGCUACUCAAAAGACCCUAAAACCUUCGCAGAGUACAAGGUCAAAGAGAUCAAAAAUGGACGUUUGGCUUUGUUGGCAUUUGUGGGAUUUUGUGUGCAACAAUCGGCUUACCCUGGAACCGGACCCUUGGAGAACUUGGCAACUCAUUUGGCUGACCCAUGGCACAACAACAUUGGAGAUGUCAUUAUUCCUAAAGGAAUUUUCCCAAAUUAAUAUGCAACAUGCAUGCUUGCUUUUGAGCUCCAAAAUUCUCAUAUGUAAAGGCCUUGUAAAACUUCAUCAUGUAAUCAAAUGAACUUAUAUUAUAUUAGUGUCAAUUUCGAAGUUUGUGGUAACUUCUUAAAGAUUUCAUCAGAUUGUAUACAAUGAGUUAUCCUAAUCAAAAUCAUUUUAUUUCUCUAAGAGA
Messenger RNA from Lactuca saligna, 1178 nucleotides. The record is from the annotation of a GenBank genome assembly. NCBI's taxonomy places the organism in Eukaryota, Viridiplantae, Streptophyta, Magnoliopsida, Asterales, Asteraceae.